AUGAGCGACUUCAAAUUCAACGGCCAGAAGCUCGACGUGGAUCUCAUUGCAUCCAUCGCCAAGCUGUUGGACACCAACGGCAUUCCUAAUGUCAUGUGGGGGCCUUACGUUUUGGCAUGUUACGGGGCGCCUCUGGUCCUCCAGCUCAUCGAUAGAGCCCGCGAGGUCCUCCUCGCAGCGAACUUCGUCCCCUGCCAGGACGACUGUCGCCUGGUCCGGCCAGUUUGCAGCCUCCCGCGGGCGCCCGCCCCGGAUGAUCCCAGCUACAUGCUAGUCACCGAUGAUCGGCUCGAUGACUACGACCCAAGAAUGCACUUAGGCCGAGUGCCAUAUACUCACUACCCUGUCAAAAUACCCACGCUUCCGCGCUAUGCGGAGUCCUUGGCGUACGGGUAUCUUCGCGAGCAGAGUCCUGAGGGUGAGGGGCAUAACCUUCGAGCAGGGUUUUUUCUUGGUGAAAUGACCUACAUCGGACAGUACUGUAAGCUAAGGGUAGCUGACCUUGAUGAGCGCCGCAUUCGCCGUUUCUGGCGGCUUCGGUACCACCCUAGCGGUUAUCACCCACUGUUUCGUUAUAGCGCCAGACUGGCGGCGGAAUUGAGGACCGCGAAUUUCUUUCCCGAGGAGGAGAGAGAAGGAGAAGCACAGGAGAACACCUGA
This is a messenger RNA of Aspergillus novofumigatus IBT 16806, 660 nucleotides long. RefSeq lists its product as uncharacterized. Bases 1 to 660 code for a protein of 219 amino acids. The record is from RefSeq and is a predicted model, not a curated record. Lineage: Eukaryota; Fungi; Ascomycota; Eurotiomycetes; Eurotiales; Aspergillaceae. The transcript has 3 exons.